This is a messenger RNA of Rangifer tarandus platyrhynchus (Svalbard reindeer), 468 nucleotides long. NCBI's taxonomy places the organism in Eukaryota, Metazoa, Chordata, Mammalia, Artiodactyla, Cervidae. The record is from the annotation of a GenBank genome assembly.
AUGGUCCUGAGCGGGGCACUGUGCUUCCGAAUGAAGGAUGCAGCGUUGAAGGUGCUUUACCUGCAUGAUAAUCAGCUUCUAGCUGGAGGCCUACAAGCGGGGAAGGUCAUUAAAGGUGAGGAGAUCAGCGUUGUCCCCAAUCGGUCUCUGGAUGCCAAGCUCUCUCCGGUCAUCCUGGGCGUCCAGGGUGGGAGCCAAUGCCUGUCGUGUGGGACAGGGCAGGAACCAACCCUGAAAUUAGAGCCAGUGAACAUCAUGGAGCUCUACCACAAUGCCGAGAAGUCUAAGAAAUUCACCUUCUACCGGCGGGACACGGGGCUCACCUCCAGCUUUGAGUCGGCUGCCUACCCAGGCUGGUUUCUUUGCACGGUGCCUGAAGCUGACCAGCCGCUGCAGAUCACCCAUCUCCUGAAGGACACCAGCUGGGACGAGCCCAUCACCGACUUCUACUUCCAGCAGUGUGACUAG